Messenger RNA from Choloepus didactylus (southern two-toed sloth), 1670 nucleotides. RefSeq names its product translation initiation factor IF-2-like. NCBI's taxonomy places the organism in Eukaryota, Metazoa, Chordata, Mammalia, Pilosa, Megalonychidae. Bases 1 to 885 code for a protein of 294 amino acids. The record is from RefSeq and is a predicted model, not a curated record. The transcript is spliced from 4 exons.
AUGCAGAUCUGCAGACCAAGAGCACUCUACCCGCAGCCCCUGGAAUGGUCAGGACCACUGUGUCCUAGAGCCGACUCCCUGCCCAACUGCACAGGGCAUGCCCCUCACCCUCAGGGCUGGCAGUUCCCAGUGCACAUGAAAAACUGGUGCAAUGACUGGACUUCCACACAGAAGUCCGAGCCCAGACGGGGGGAAUCCAGCGGGGCGUGGGAGGCCCGCACGCUCCCCACCCCCAGCCCGGACCCGGACGAGGGGAGCGUGCUAGGAGGCUCGACUCCCCACUCCCCGAGUGGCCCGAGCCGGGAAAACCUCCCGCGGGCUCCCCGCCCGGGUCUGCAAGACUCCCUCCUCGCCCCGGGCCGAGGGCGCCGCGGCCCCCAGCGGAGGGGAAGGGGACCGAGGAGGGGAAGAAGCUGUAAACAGCCCCAGCGUCCGGGCCUCGCCUCGAAGAGCCCCGCUUCCCAGGCCCCGCUGCGGGCCGCCCCGGCCCCCGGCCCGCCCCGGAGCCGCCCUUCCCUGGGUCAGGGAGAACCGGAGGGGGCUCAGGUCCCCCCUGGGAGGGCUCUAGCAGCUUGCGGAGCGGUCCCAGCAGCAGAGGAGGGGGAAGUCAGGACUUACCUGUCAUUACUUUCUACGCCAUCUUGGAUCCACUUGUCAACGUCCCCACAAAGCAUUAUGGGAAUUGCAUUUUUUAGCUGUCCCGUUGCAUCUACAUGGAACCAUGUGACUAGUUUUUUUCCAGUGGACUUGGAGGAAAAUGUGACUCUGAAGCACAUGAAAAUCUGCCUGACUAAAAACACCUACAUUGAAUGGUGUUGGUUCCUAAAGAACAUCUUUCACCUCAAACUCCUUCUGCUUCUAGAGAACCCAACCUGUGACAGUUAAUGCCAGAGUGGUUGAGUGGUUUGAGAAAGCAGGUGAUAAGGUUUGGAACUGGAUCACCAGGCUGUCUAUGAGGACCCCAUCAUCAGUGGUGGGUAGAUCUCAGACAGCCUUUGACACAAGAUGGUGGUUCAAUUGUUCAAACAUUUACUGUUGGUUAAGGAGGAGGUGUCCUGGGGGAAGGGAGUGCACUAGUAGAGGCAAUAUAUCAGACAUUUGAGACUUUGGGAGGAAAUAAUAGAUACAAGGAUAGCAAGAUUGGAUGGCUAUUGAUAAGCACCUUUGAUGCUCUAGGGGAAGAUAAUGAACAGCUGAGGGUAAUUGAAAGUCAGGCAGGCCUCUUUGGUUGCAUACAAUGAAGCACUUCUCCCCUACUGUUGCAGGAACUUUAAAGGUUGAACACCCAACAAAAGUGGGUCUCUUAUGCCCUGGGUGGGUUAAGGCCCUGGAUGAGUAAAGAUGAGACCCAACAUAUAGAAUAAGGACAUCUGGACAAUGGCUCUGAGGAUUUUGACUCCCCAGGCUCCUGUGAAUCUUCUGAGCUUGCAGAAAUGGUCCAUCAUCCCCCAGUCCCUAGUAAGAGCUAGCACUCCCCUGUGAUGGAAGACAAAGGAGAAGCCUCUCCAAGCAUGUAGGUGUCUCUGCAGUCUUGGCCUAGGCCUACAAUUAGGUUAAGUCACAGUAUAUCCCAGCCAGGGACAUGCUAGGCCUGGGGAGGAAAUGGACUAUUUCCCCAAAGAUAUUGCAAGACCUAGCCAGUAUGCAUUGACAGGAGCCAAGGACUAGAU